Coregonus clupeaformis (lake whitefish) is the source of this 1804-nucleotide messenger RNA. Its product is annotated as cysteine and histidine-rich domain-containing protein 1. The coding region runs from base 166 to 1203 and encodes 345 amino acids. The transcript is spliced from 11 exons. The record is from RefSeq and is a predicted model, not a curated record. Lineage: Eukaryota; Metazoa; Chordata; Actinopteri; Salmoniformes; Salmonidae.
UGUGUGUGCGAGCCUGGUGAGAGCACAGGAGGAAACACAUGGUCAGGCACGCAGAUCAACUGCAUAAUAUAGAUCAAAAUAUUGUAUUAAACAUCUGCCAGCUUUACAUCCUAAUUUAAUAUAGUAUAUUUUAAUAAUCCGACGAGUUAUCUUUGUUCGUUCAUCAUGUCUUUGCUGUGCUACAACAAAGGUUGCGGACAACGAUUUGACCCAGACAACAACCCUGGUGAUGCCUGUACCUUUCACCCUGGUGUGCCUGUUUUUCACGAUGCUCUUAAGGGCUGGUCCUGCUGCACGAGACGCACCACAGACUUCUCAGACUUCCUCAGCAUAGAGGGCUGCAGCAGAGGUAUCCAUAACAGAGAGAAGCCAGCGGAGCCGAUCAGGCCGGAGGUGACAAGCUCAGAGGGGAGGAGAGAGAAGGGAGAGGAGCUAAAGCCUCGUGGUGACCCCUAUAUUAUCCAGGCUCCUAAACCACUGGGGCUAAUACACAGACCCAGUGGUGAUGAGCCCCUGGUCAGACUUCAGCAGAAGGUGUCCUCCUCUCUAAGGCAUGCUCUGGAGAAACUCCAGCUGGCAGAGAGCAGCCAGCCUGGCAACACAGAGGAAGAGGGGGAGGAGGUGAAGAUCGGCACAUCCUGUAAGAAUGGAGGCUGCUCCAAGUCUUUCUCUGGUCCAGGGAGUAACAAGGAGAAGUGUAAUCACCACCCUGGAGUCCCCAACUUCCACGAGGGGAUGAAGUUCUGGAGCUGCUGUAGGAGGAAGACGUCUGACUUUAACUGUUUCCUGGCCCAGGAGGGCUGCACCACAGGAAGUCACCUCUGGAGGAAACCAGACAAGGGGAUGAAGGUGGUACCGUGUAGGUUUGAUUGGCACCAGACUGGCAGCCAGGUCAUCAUCUCGAUCUAUGCCAAGAACUCUCUACCAGAGCUCAGCUAUGCAGAGGCCAACGGCACCACGGUGAACAUUCGUGUGGUCUUUGAGGGAGAGAAGGAGUUUGAGCAGAAGAUCAACUUAUGGGGGGUGAUAGAUGUGAGUAGCAGCGUGGUGAACAUGAUGUCUUCUAAGAUGGAGAUCUCCAUGGGGAAGGAGGAGCCAACCACCUGGGCCCGUCUGGACCUGCCCUCUCCCACAGAAACGCCCACUGGGGGCAGGGAACAGAAAGGGGGAUGCAUAGAACUAGACAGAGAGAAUGAAAUAUAGCACACGGUACAUAUGUUUUAAUGAACCUGUACCCUGUUGAUGAUGGGCUGAGAGCAGUAUGUAUAAAGUACAUAGCCUGGACUUUCUGUAUUUAUUUGUAGAAUUUCACUGGGCGCUAGUGACACCAAAUGUUCCAAGACAAUUACAUUCUAUUCAGAAUCCAGAGGCUAAACUUCACUGCACUGAAACACUGUCUGAAGGCACCUCCCCUAUAUUUCUACUACCUCCCCUAUCUUCUCAACUGAGAAGAGAUGCAGGCAGCUAUCACCAUAGCAACCCUCAUCAGGAUCUGUAGCUGUAGCUAAUGAGCAAUUAGGUACAGCGAGUCAGAAUGUCAACAGUUCUCGAGCACACACACACACACACACCAGAGGAGGCUGGUGGGAGGAGUUAUAGGAGGACGGGCUCAUUGUAAUGGCUGGAAUGGUUUCCAUAUAUGUGAUGUGUUUGACACCUUUUCAUUUAUUCCACAGACACACACACAGAUCAGUCCUCCUGUUGUUUGUCAAGUGCAUUUGAGACUAUUUGUGCCAUUUAUUGAUAUCAGUUGCCUUCCAGCAAAUAUAACCUGUCAAAUAAAGUUAUCUUACCGUCCCAUUCA